Symbiodinium pilosum is the source of this 1014-nucleotide messenger RNA. The record is from the annotation of a GenBank genome assembly. Lineage: Eukaryota; Dinophyceae; Suessiales; Symbiodiniaceae.
AUGCCCACUAUCGCAGUGGUGGCUGAUGCCUCUUCGGCUAAUGGAAAAGCAUUGAUUGAGCUGCUCCCGCAAAUUGCUGAGAAGGCAACGUGCUUAGUCGGCAAUUCCCUGGCUGAGUUCAUGGACCUGAAGAGCUUAGCAGAAGUGGACGUUGUCGUGCUGGCAGUGUUUGCUUCUGGAAAUCCUACGGUAAUCGCCGACCUGUGGCCGCACAUCACCAAUGUGAAGUGGAUCCACAGCCUGGCCGCAGGCGUCGACACACUCGUGCCUGUCCUCAACUCUCUGCCGGGCGGCCCGGAGAUUCCGCUGACCAACGCCAAGGGAGCCUUCUCAAGAUCCUUGGCCGAGUACUCCCUUGCAGCUAUGCUGCACUUCAACAAGCAAAUACCAAGACUGCAGAGUAAUCGGGUUACGAAGACUUGGGACAAGUUUAUCAUGAAUGAGCUGCACGGGCAAACGGUGGGCUUCAUCGGCUUUGGCGACAUCGCGCAAUGCACGGCUCGGCUUUGCAAAGCUUUCGGCAUGCAGAUCCUUGCUUGGAGGAACACCCGGGGAGCUCCCGGUGAGGAGUUGGCUGAUAAAGUCUUCUACUCCAGCGACGGAGCAAGUGCAAAGCAGGAUGUCUUCAAGCAGUCAGACUAUGUGAUUUGCACGCUGCCUGGCAGUGCUGCAACAUACCACUGCUGCGGUGCAGACGAGUUCAAGGCGAUGAAGCCCACCUCCAUCUUCAUCUCCAUGGGUCGAGGUUCAUGCGUGGAUGAGGCUGCCCUGGUGGCAGCGUUGAAUGGCGGCGAGCUUGCAGGAGCGGCCCUGGACGUCUUUGAGAAGGAGCCGCUGCCACCAGAUGCUGCAGUUUGGAGCUGCGAAAACCUGUUGCUAAGCCCGCACAACGCUGAUCUUACGAGCACGUACAUGCAGCUGACCUGGGACCUGUUUCGGACUCGCUUAGAUGAGUUCACUGCAGAGGCAUUCUCUGGUUUCACGAGUCUCGUCGACAAGACAAAGGGCUACUGA